Triticum aestivum (bread wheat) is the source of this 1957-nucleotide messenger RNA. RefSeq names its product disease resistance protein Pik-2. Bases 616 to 1857 code for a protein of 413 amino acids. Gene Ontology annotation, molecular function: ADP binding. The transcript is spliced from 4 exons. The record is from RefSeq and is a predicted model, not a curated record. NCBI's taxonomy places the organism in Eukaryota, Viridiplantae, Streptophyta, Magnoliopsida, Poales, Poaceae.
GGUGUUCUCUCGAGCCUGGUGGUCCAACUACCUCUACCUUCCCCGGGCCAGCCCCCACACCGCCUCCGCUCCGCCGCCGGCGAUUCUCCACGCCUCCUCCGCCAUUACCGAGCUGCUCCCCGGCAAGGGAAAGUGCAAUCGAAUCUAAUCCAACCCCUCUCCCCCCCACGCCACCAACAAUCGAAUCCCUCUUUAGUCUUUACCGAUUGCCCAGCGACGCAAAGCCACCAUGAUGCGUAUGCUGCUGCAGCAACAAGAAAAGAAGAUUCGUUCCCCACUCCUCCUCUUCUUUGGGAGAGGACGGAGGCGGCCGCAAGAAGACAAGAAUCCCAGUCCAUGGCCCGGCUCUACUUCUCUCUGUCCACUUCUUCCUCCACCGUGCCGGCUUCCUUCCCCAUCUGAGGCCAAAGUGGAGGCGAAUGCAACGGCAUCCCUUCUUCCUGAUUUGGUCGCUUGGUGUUGAGGCUGCGGCAGAUCUCUCAAGUUUGGACGCUUGGUGCUGAGGCUGCGUUCACGGUCUUGGAUUUCGCGGCCGUUUUGACCCCCGUCCACAACACCAAUACAGCCUCUACCCGUAAAAACCAGUUGAAUUGAUCCACAGAAACAUCCAGUAAAAUGGAGGCGACGGCCAUCAGCAUCGGCAAGUCCGUGUUGAGCGGGGCGCUCAACUACGCCCAGUCGACCGUGGCCGAGGAGGUGGCUCUGCAGCUUGGUGUCCAGCGAGACCAUUCCUUCAUCACGGACGAGCUGGAGAUGAUGCAGUCAUUCCUGAUGGCUGCGCACGACGAGAGAGACGACAAUAGGGUGGUCAGGACUUGGGUGAAACAAGUCCGUGACGUCUCCUACACCGUCGAGGACUGCCUCCUGGAUUUUGCUGUCCGUCUCGAGAAGCAAUCCUGGUGGUGUCUCUCUCGCAAGGGGCUGGCCCGCCGUUAUGUGGCCAUGCAGAUGAAGGAGCUCAGAGACAAGGUGGAGGAGGUCAGCCAGAGGAGCCAACGCUACCACCUCAUCAAGGGCUCCAGCUCCAAGCCUACCUCUGCUGUUGGGCCGCCUAUCAUGUCCAGCGCGAUGAUGACUGCUGCCGAUGAUGCAAGGCUGCGGCGGCAUAAAGCAAAAAUGGAUCUCGCCGAGUUGAUCAAUUGCAAGAAUGAUGACACACUCCGAGUGGUUGCGUUGUGGGGCACAAGUAUUAGUGAACUGGAGGAGACAUCCAUCAUCAAGAGUGCUUAUGAAGAUCCCAUGAUACACAAGAAUUUUGAUUGCUGUGCUUGGAUCACAUUGGUGUACCCUUUCAAUCAGACGAAUUUCAUUCAAAGCAUUGUUAGGCAAAUCUAUGAAAAUUCUCUACAAGAGACAGGAGAAGAAGGAAAAACAACUAUUGGGGUCCAAGUUUUGAAGCUGAUGACAACAACAAAAGAAGAUGGUUUGGCUCAUGUGUUCAGGAGAUUCUUGAUUAAGAGGGCGGAGAAAGAUAGCUUGGUUUAUGAGUUCAAGAGAUAUUUGAAUGAUAAGAGUUAUCUAAUUGUACUCAAUGACAUACGGACCAUUGAAGAGUGGGAUUGCAUUAAAACAUGUUUCCCAAACAACAAGAAAGGAAGCCGAAUCAUAGUAUCAACUGAGCAAGUUGAAGUUGCAAGCUUAUGCAUAGGAGCAGAGGAAGAAGCUUUAGUGCAUAAGAAGUUAUUUUCUGAUCAAUCUUUUUAUGCGUUCUACACUAAGAAGAAGAUGUUGGUGCUGAAAAAAGGAGAAGAAAAAAAGAAAGUAUUAUUGCAUCAAGAAACGUCCGAAGAAACUUUUUUUGAAGCACUGAAGUAUUAUUGUUGUCGAUGGAGUCAGUUCAAUUUGGUUCUUAUUUGAGGUAAUCAUGGCAUGUUAGUUUUAUUUUGCCAUCUUUUUAGUAUUAUUGUUGUCGAUGGAGUCGGUUCAGAUUUAGUUAUUAUUGUACACUAUUCAUCCA